CAGAUGUCGAGGUCUUCAUAGUCCAGUCGACUACCAAAAGAAAGAGGAAGGGAGAGAGUAGACAGCCUUGUUUGACUCCGGUCCUUACUUGGUAUUGCAUCUGUCAGCUGUCCUCCAUGCACUAAUUUGCACUGUAGUCCGUCGUUUGAGUUCGGGAUAAUGUUGACAAUCUUCUCAGGAACUCCGUAGUGUCGAAGAAGUUUCCAUAAUGUCUUCCUAUCUACACUGUCAAAUGCCUUUUCAUAAUCAAUGAAGUUGAUGUAUAGUGACAAGUUCCACUCAACUGAUUGUUCGACGAUGAUCCGUAGUGUUGCAAUUUGGUUAAUAAUAUUUAAUCAAUAUGUUAACUGAACAAAUUAAUUGACCAAUCAAAUAUCAUCUAACUUCUGUGUUAAUAUUUAUGUGAAAUAGCACUAUCUGUUUUAUGUCAAAACUUACAUAGUUACAACAACAAAAAAAAAAGAAACAAUAUUAUGAAUAAUAGUUGGAAGAGACCAGAUUUACCAAGUAAAUGUACAUUUUCUUUAAAACAAUCAAUCAUUGAAAGUCCUCAUCAUCAUCACCAUCUUCAUCACGAUCAUCAUCAUAAUUCAAUGUAUGUUUUUCUAAAAAUCAAUUGAUAUUCUAAAGACAAUUCAAUUAAUUAAUUUAGUUUCAAAAGAAAUAAAAUUUUAAAUCAUUCAUUAGAAUUAAUUGGUAAUACACCUUUAAUUCAACUGAAUCAAAUAGUAAAGAAUGAAGGUAUAGAAUGUGAACUAUGUAAGUGAUAGAAUAUAGAAAUUUUGUAAAGAAAAAAUAUCUUACUAUUUUAUAGUAGGAAAAUGUGAAUUUCUUAAUAUUGGUGGUAGUAUUAAAGAUAGAAUUGCAAAACGUAUGAUUGAAGAAGCUGAAUUAGAAGGUAAAUUAAAACCUGGGGAUACAAUUAUUGAACCAACUUCGGGAAAUACUGUGGUACCUGCUUCCAUAGUCAAACUUAUCAUUACAAAUACAAUUAACUAUCAUCCCACAGAAAAUAUUCAUAAUCAUAUCUACCCUCCACAAUUAUUAUCAACAUCAAAUAUUAGAGUAGUUAUAGUGAAUAUACAUAUUUGAUUACUUAUUACUAAUUUUAAAUAGGUAUUGGAUUGGCGCUUACUGCUUCUCUUAAAGGUUACCGAUGUAUAAUUGUAAUGUCAGAGAAAAUGAGUAGUGAAAAGGAAUCGUACUUAAGAUGCCUUGGAGCUGAAAUUGUUCGUACACCGGCUUCUGCAAAUUUUGAUCAUCCUGAUUCAUUGUUUCGAGUGUCAGAAAAAAUAAAAAAUGAAAUUGGUCCAUCUGCACAUAUCAUGAAUCAAUAUACAAAUCCAUAUAAUCCAAUAGCUCAUUUUGAUGAAACAGCUGAAGAAAUUCUUCGUGAUUGUACAGAAGAAAAUGGACAAAUCAAAUUGGAUAUGCUAGUAGUUGGUGUUGGAACUGGUGGUACAAUAACUGGAAUAUCAAGGAAAAUAAAAAUGAAAGUGCCUAAUUGUUUAAUUGUUGGAGUGGAUCCAAUUGGUUCAAUUCUAGCCAAUCCAGAAUGUCAAGAAACAACUCCAUACGACGUUGAAGGUAUUGGAUAUGAUUUUUUCCCUACUGUCUUGGAUACAAAUGGAAUUGAUAAAUGGUGUAAAACAGGUGAUCAUGAAUCUUUUGAAAUGGCUAGGAGACUUAUACAUGAAGAAGGUUUACCAUGUGGUGGCAGUUCUGGUGCUGCUGUAGCUGGUGCUAUCAGAACUAUCAGAGAAUUGGGUUUAGGAAAAAACAGUCGAAUCGUGGUUAUUCUACCCGAUAACGUACGCAAUUACAUGUCUAAAUUCUUAUCAAAUGAUUGGAUGUUUAGUCGAGGAUACAUGAACUUUCCUCUUGGUGAUGCAUUUCGAAAUAAUUGGAUUAAUGAUACAUUAGAUGAAUUAAUUGCUGGUCUUCCAAAAACAGUUAGAAUUACUAGUGAAUAUACAGUAAAAGAUGCUUCGAACUUAAUUAAAACGGAGAAUGUAAGGGGAUUGUUGGUGGUAGAAAAUAAUGGAACAAAACUUUGCGUUCUUGGUGUAUUUGAUUCAAAUGUUCUAAGACUAUUAUUCAGUGGAUCUGUUAAACCGACUGAUCUUGUUGUCAAAGCGAUGAAUAAAAAUUAUCGACAAGUUGAGGAAGUACAUGGGCUUGAUCGUGUUUCUCGCGAACUCACCAUUGAAUCAUAUGUUGUUCUGUGGAAUAAAGAAAGUAAGGUGAAACCUUUCCAGUGAUUAUGUAUAAUUUUGUUUUCAGUGUAUGAUUUUAUUGUUGUCUGUUAAUCACUUUUCAAUCUUCUUUUCCAUUUCGUUUACCUCGAGCCAAUAAAACAAGAAUUUUUUGACAACGCUCCUAUCAAAGUAUUUGAUUCUUGACAAAUUUUGCACAUAUUUUGUUUCUACUCACGAAUGUGUAGAAAGUUCAGUGCUCUGCAAACAUAAAUCGGAAUACAUUGAAUUAAAACUCAACAAUUACCACAAACAUAUACUGAUAAUUAUCAUGUGCUCACUAGUGACCAGCUUCAAAAGGUGAUUCUCGAAGUACUAGUGAGAGUCUGUGACCAGUGGAGUUUAGACGUGCUGGGUAUGAGACAGUUACCAAUGAAGACAGUGAAGGAUGAUCGCACAAUAUCGUAUAUUGAUUAAAGUCAGACAUUAACAGCGCUGGAUACUGGCUGAGUGGUCUAAAGGCUAAGCGUUUGCACACAAAACCGAAGAUCCUGGGUUUGAGUCACGCGUGAGGAGAUCGCGGAUAUGCACUGCUGAGGAGUCACAUACUAGGAAGAAAUGGCUGCCUAAUGCUUGCAGGUUUUCAAUGGUGGUUUGACACUAAUCGGUUCAUGAGCUCAAUUUAAACCCAAAAAUUUUGCCAGCCUUAUGAUGAUGUUUAAAAAUGUCAAAUCAUAAUUUUCCUAAAGCACCAUACUGACUCAUCAGCUAAAUACGAUACGAAACCGCCUCUCCAAUCGACUUCAAUGUAAAGCAUACGAGUCAGUGUUUAAAUUUCACCAGAAGUAGUGUAACGCAUAUAUCAGUGAGUCAUCUACAAGGUGUUGUAUAAUACAUGGUUGAUUUAACUACCUAAUGUUUCAUUUAUUAAACACCUGGCUGUAAUUAACUAAGUUUCAUGUUUGAUUAAAUGAGGUACAUCUCAGUAAACUCAAUAGUACUCUCUAGUUGUAGUAUAAUCAACAACUUUAGAUUCGCUGCAUGAAAAAUUUAUUCCUGCUCUAUAAUAAUAACUACAAAGUUCUUACUUCAUAACAUCGUAUCUGAUACGGUCUCAUUAAUAGUGGAUUAGCAAUUGCCAAACACUCUUUUUAUUGACUGCUUCAAAUCCUCAUGUUUCAUAAACAAUUAUCUACUUGUUUACAUUUUUUCUGUUGAAACCUAGACCCUUAUUUAGUAUGUCGUGAAGAUUUUCUUCAUUGGUCCCUAUUUAAACAGUAGCGAGUUUGUUCAUGAAGAAAAAGCACAAGUAAACAAUACUAAAUCAACUUGUUUAUCUUCGAAUUCAUUUUUACCCAGCUUUUUCUUAUAGAAAUAAAUAGCUUAGAGAUAAAAAGAUAUGUUUUAUUGAGAACAUUAAAUAAACUGUUGUAGUUAAACAGCGUUUGUUUAUUUGAGGUUAGAUCAAUGUUCAAUUAUUGAAGAAGUAGGGAAUGUACGCGCAUAUAUACAAAUGGUCUUCCAUUUUAACCGCUUGUUAUAGGUUACACUGUAAUAUGGACAAGUCACUAUUCGGAAGUGAUUGUUACAUCUUGUUGUUUGGUAUUUAAAAACAUAUUAAAAUGAUGGAUUUGAUUUAAAAAGUGUGAUUUAUUUAGGUAAUGAAAAUGGUUCAAAUCAACUUGAUCUUCUCAUUACAAAAUUGAAGUUUUUAAAAGGUACCAAAUGUUCUAAUAGUGAGUAUAUCAUUAAUCAAAACGGAUUAAUAGUUGUUACGAUUAAUAUGAAAAGUGCGGUAUAUUGAGGAAUCAUCUUUCAUUUAUUCCAUGUAAUUCUAUCGUCACCAUCAUUUUUUUCUGAGACUUCUUUAUAAAUCCAUUUGUAAAGGAAAAACAUCUACCCUAUUGAUAAUCACUAGUAUUUGUUUCUUGACAAUAAAUUGGCAACAAUGGGACGUAUGACCAAAGAAUUAUAAAUUGAGAGUGCAGAAGAUGUUAUACUACUUAGAUUGGUGAUUGUACAAUUGAGAUGAUGGAUAGAUUUCAAAACAAAAAUAAACGUCUGGAAAAGCAUCAGUGAUGAGCUUUGUACUCAUUCUUAUUUAUUUCUACCAUGGAUAUCUCGUUAAAUAUUCCAUUAAAUAGUGUGAAUGUGAAUAUCUCUUUCAAUAUAAUUAAAUUUUGAUGAAAAGAGUAAGUGUAGACACAGAAAAUCCUGAAGAUAGCUUUUAACUAUCUGAAGGAGUUUUCAUGUUAAUUAAUCUGAAGUUCAAAUGACUUCAUGAAUGCUUACAUGAUAAAUAACGGUAAUAGCGAUAUUAAGUUGAAGUAUUUCAGCUAUCUUUUUUAUUUGUAUGCUAUUCACUGUGUGAUUCUGUAUACAUGGCUUUCCAGUGAUUUAUCUUAAUGUCAAAACGUGAUGAUUCUCCAUCGUAAGCUAGGAAAUGAAAAUCUAAGUUUACAGCAGUACAGAAAUCUAUUCAGGUUUGAACGGAGUGAAAUUCAUAGGUUCACAGAUUUCUGGCCUGUUAAUAACCACGUAAAUUAGAAUAAAAAUACGGCGAUUUACUCACCUGAUGACAUAAAAAAAAUCAUCGGUGAGGCUAAAUACUUAUGUACAUGAAAGUGAGAUUUAAAUAUGUGAUAAAGGAUUGUAAUUAAAUUAAUUGUGUUAUGUUGGGGUGAUCCAGAAAACUUCUUGCAAAAGACAAGAAAGGCUCGGGAAACACUAAGGAGCAUUUCGUCCAAUCAGCAUUCACUAGAAGUGUAGCCAGAAACAUCAAGAAAGUGGAAAGUCACAUGUAGAGUUUCUGAUUUGCUGAUUACUAUUUGCUACUAUGUUUAGUAGCAUUCCAGAAUCUUCGGGAAACCUAAGGACUUCUAAAAUACUAUAAAAACCAUAUAUUUUCUGUACUAGAACGAACCUUUGGAGUAAAGUACUUCUCGCAUAUUUUGCGCCUUUUCUCUCGUGUUCAGGUCGUGGUGUAGUUCUAGUUUGGGGGUUACGAGAAUAGCUUAGGAACCGAAUAUAGCGUUCAAUCAGCAAGACUUAUCAUUUAAACUACAAUGUAUUAUUAGGUCAUAAACUAUAAACUAGGAAGUCUUCUACUUGUCAGCUAAUUAAAGUGCUGCACCUAGAAGAACUAGGAAUAAUUGAGACAUUAAGACCUCCCAUUAUUAUAAGUGUUUCAUAGUCUAUGAGAACUGCUUGGUCCUCCCAUUAUCAGAUUAUUGUAGCAGAUGUUAGCGUUAAGCUUUUUAUAUACAACGUUUUUGAGUCGCUCCACAGUAACUGGAAAUUUGAUGGAGGACCUUACAGAUACAUUCAAAGAAGAAAAUGUUUUAGUGUAUUACCAAGAUGAAGGUCACUGUGGAAAUGUGAUGUACUUGAAUUAAUGUACUAAGCAUUUUCGGAAUAUUGAUAUUUAAGGCAGAUAAAGCUUGGUGAGCGAGACUGAACGUAUUAUACUUGUAUUUCGUAGUAAGCGCGCAAUGAAGUACAAAACAACCAUCGCUUAGUACAAGUAUCACAGUAAUCCAACGUAUUUCACUGUUUUCCAUGUUUCUGCAUAGCAAUAACAUAACCAAGUCCUAGUCAGUAAGUUUGAAAGAAACGUCUUGUUUCUGUUGUCUUCAUAAGAUGACCAAUAUUUAGGCUACUCAUUUAUUUUGCUGGGUGGACUUGAUAAAUUCGUAUAUAAGUAUUUGAUAAUUCCAACUUAGAGAUGGUUUAUCCACAUCACCACUCUGUUAGCUGGAAAUAGUUUAAAUAAACCCAUGCUGUGCUUUGCAGUUAAAAAGUAACUACGGUUCGCUCCGUGAACAGUCGGAGUCUAGGGACUUUCACAUUUCUUAACCUACUGUCUCACCUUCAGAGUUAGUUUUUUUAACUGUCUUUUGAAAUUCCACUUCUUCAUGUCACAAAAUAUCCUAAGGGUUCGAGUUUCUUGACCAAUUAUACCACUUCCUGGGGGGAAUGUUUCAUGAAAUUCGUUUUGGGUAUUCUUAACUAAGUUAAUCUUUGAGUACGGUGCGUACGGAGAAUUUAUCAUGACUCCUUCAUUUCUAAGUAUUUCUUUCAACAUUAUUCUGUUGAUUGUGUCUUAAAGCUACAGAGGAGUUUUGAGUAGUCUUUCAGGUUUAUGUUGGAAAAAAUAACUACUACCGUCCAUUCGAUUUCCAGGUUUUUAGCUAUAUUGUGCUAGAAAGAGCUUGUAGCUAGUCGACAAACUGAUGUUUGUUAUGUUGAAAAGAUGUUCCUAAUUCUUAGAAGCUAUCUUAGUAAUUAUAUUAGAGUUAAUAAUCAUGUCAUUUGAUGGACGUCUUCUGAUAUUCGGUCUUUCAGUAGUUGAGGUUAGGUUUUACCUCUUUCCCAAUUGUUUAAUGUUUUCUCAAUAACCUUUCGCGAUAGCAGCGUUGUGUCUGUAGGCGUUAUGCUAAAGGACAAUAAACGGCUGACUGUAACAAGGAGCAUCGAUGUAAUCGCAACACUGCUUUACAAUAAAUAAGGUCCAGUUCUGGAUAGUUUGUUCAGUCUUUGCUAAUAUUGCACAAACCGAUUAAGUUAAAGAUUACCGAGCCUAUCGUGUAGCAGCUGUUGUGAGGUCAGAGCGAUCUUCUUAAAAUCAGUUGUCCCACUUACUACGCAGGUGAAUGAUUUAUGUGGCGCAUAUCUAUUUGGUGCAUCCUUAUACCAAUGUUUAUGUGUUUAAAUAAAUAAAAAUAGAUGAAACAAAAAAGCAACCUAUUGAAAUUUAUUCUCAGAAUAGGUUUUCUCAAGAAAAGUACUACUUUAAUCAAAUCGGAUUACUUCAAAGUUUAGAAGAAAUCUGAACCAUUACUUCCGACUUAUAUAGUACGAAGAAAUUGACUGUCUUUACCUGAACUGCAGACGGAAACUAGAUCUUAUAAACUUUUAAAAAAUAAAUCGUAACGGAUAAUAUAUCGGUCAACUCAUUUUCAACAGCCUAGAUGGAUACUGUUUAAUACGGUGUUUCGAAAUAAAAAUUGAAGGUUUUUCAACCUAGGACACAUGUUGUACCGACCUCUCAAAGUCUGACUUACAACUUGCGGAUGACUCUCGAAUUCACUCACACUGAUCCUGUCAUAUUCAAAGGUCGUGGUGCUUUUAUUCACUGACUGUUUAGUGCAUACACGUCAUGGUGCUUGUGGUAGCGGUGCUUUAAUUUUCUGAACUUUCUACCAAGAGUUUUAAAAUUGUUUUGGCUACCGUUAGCACUAUAAAUGACAUGAUCGACAAGUAUAACAGUUCCGUCAAGGUAAUGUCAAAUUGUGUUGUAAGUUGGAAAACGUUAUGUCAAUGUUAUGUGUAAUGAAGUAAGAUUCCCAUGGUAAACAGUGAAUGAGUUUCAAUGCGCUUUCAUAUUUGUUGAUUAAACUGCCUAAGCUGGUACAUUAUUGCAACUUUAGAGUUUGCGGUAUCUUGUACAAUGUCAUGUCCGAUUUGUUCUGUAGUGGAUCAAAAAUAUAUCGAUUCCAACUUAAUGUAUUUAUAUGAUCAAUAUCAUCUAUACACAAGAGAAAACUACACAGGACUGUAGCGGUAGGUUAGAUAGCCCAAUUAGGAUGUAUGGUAAGGCCUUCUUUUCUAUUGUGAGAAGUAAGAUUAAGGAUUAUGUGGAACACUUCAACUACUCUCCUUUCUUUAUAGUUCGAAAAUUCUUGUUGUAAUAUUUUUAUGUUUUUAAAAUCGAUUUGGUGGUCGUCGAAAAUGGUGUGAACUGCUAUUGUCGGUUUAAUUUGAAGUUUAUCCAGUUCUACGCGAUUAUUAGGAGGUUUCUUUGUAUACCUAAGAUGUUCUUUAGCUCGAGUCUAGAUUUCGCGAGAUCAUUCUUCAAUAAAGAAGGCAUCACAAUUAACACAACCUAAUUUGUAGACAAAGAUCUGUGUUGACAUAAAUAGGAGUUUUCCUUUUAAGCGAGCCAAAGUAUUCCGAAUGACAUUUUAUUUUUGAAACUCAUUUCCAUAUUCAAAUUUUCUAAACUACAAUUUUUGAUUAUUUUAAACAAAUGACAUUGAAUUCAUUUGAUGUUGUUUUACUUGUAUCUUCCAAUUGUUAUUCAGCACUGCGAUUGAUCAGUCUCAUGUUGAACAUCAACUCUGGGAUGUAGGUACAUCCAGCUGAUGGGUCCUAAAUAGGACGAAACACGCGUCAAACUGGAUUCUACUGCUAGCCACUAUCCAUCUUUACCUAAAUGACAUUUUAGCGGUAAAUAAAUCCCCAAAAUAAAUAGCUCUGUAAGUUUUCGACAUUGGAUGCUGACCAUAUGUUUUAGUGGACUCAUCUAGCUGAAGGCGCUCGGUCAUGCAUUCGCACCAGAUCACGUGUGGUAACGCUGUACUCCGCAUCUACCGCAAUCGCUAGCCAGAUUAGAUCAGAUAAUUCCGAUAUAUUGGUAAUCGCCAAAUACACUCUUCCAAUCUCCUC
Messenger RNA from Schistosoma curassoni, 8642 nucleotides. Lineage: Eukaryota; Metazoa; Platyhelminthes; Trematoda; Strigeidida; Schistosomatidae. The record is from the annotation of a GenBank genome assembly.